UAAUCAUUCCAAUAACUUUCUUCACAUGUGGCAAUACGAUUAUUUCCGGCAUCACGUGACUGAGGUAUAAAAGCAUUGGUAAGGUCAGUGAAUCGUCCAUUUUGUUCUUGCAUCUGUUUUGGCAAUGUCGCACCGUAAGUUUUCCGCGCCGAGACAUGGCUCCAUGGGGUUCUACCCCAAGAAGAGGUCCCAGCGUCACCGUGGUAAAGUAAAGGCUUUCCCUAAAGAUGACCCUAGCAAACCAGUACAUUUAACUGCCUUUAUUGGUUACAAAGCUGGUAUGACCCACGUGCUUCGUGAGGCAGACAGACCUGGAUCAAAGAUCAACAAGAAAGAAAUUGUUGAAGCCGUAACUAUUUUGGAAACACCACCCAUGGUCGUGGUUGGAGCUGUCGGUUAUAUUGAAACUCCACAUGGUCUACGGGCAUUGGUUACUGUUUGGGCUGAACAUUUGUCAGAGGAAUGCCGCCGUAGAUUUUACAAAAACUGGUAUAAGAGCAAGAAGAAGGCUUUCUCUAAGUCCUCCAAGAAAUGGCAAGAUGAGCUUGGUCGCAAAUCAAUUGAAAGGGAUUUGAAGAAAAUGGCCAAAUACUGUAAAGUUAUUCGUGUUAUAGCGCAUACACAGAUGAAACUAUUGAAACAACGUCAAAAGAAAGCACACAUUAUGGAGAUCCAAUUGAAUGGUGGUACAGUUGAACAAAAGAUCCAAUGGGCUCGUGAACAUCUUGAGAAGCCAGUUCCAGUUUCCCAAGUUUUUGGACAAGAUGAAAUGAUUGAUGUUAUUGGUGUCACUAAAGGAAAAGGAUUCAAAGGUGUAACUUCUAGAUGGCACACAAAGAAGCUUCCAAGGAAGACACACAAAGGUCUGCGCAAAGUUGCUUGUAUUGGAGCUUGGCAUCCUAGCAGAGUCUCAUUCACUGUGGCUCGUGCUGGUCAAAAGGGAUACCAUCAUCGUACUGAGAUCAAUAAGAAAAUCUAUAGAAUUGGUGCUGGUCUCCACACUAAAGAUGGAAAGGUCAUCAAGAAUAAUGCAUCCACUGAAUAUGAUUUAAGUGAAAAAAGCAUUACUCCCAUGGGAGGCUUCCCUCAUUAUGGUGAAGUUAACAAUGAUUUUGUUAUGCUCAAGGGCUGUGUCAUGGGACCCAAAAAGCGUGUUAUCACAAUGAGAAAGUCUCUAUUAGUCCACACCAAACGUAUUGCUUUAGAGAAGAUCAAUUUGAAAUUCAUUGAUACUUCAUCCAAAUUCGGACAUGGUAGAUUCCAGACUCCUGCUGAUAAAUUUUCUUUCAUGGGUGUUCUCAAGAAAGAUCGUGUUAAUGAAGAGACAACUGCUGCUCAACCCACAGCUAGCACAUAAGUUGGUUUCUGUUACAUUUAUUCAUGAGGAAUAAAGUAAAUUAAAAAAUA
This is a messenger RNA of Ctenocephalides felis (cat flea), 1407 nucleotides long. RefSeq names its product 60S ribosomal protein L3 (gene RpL3). Gene Ontology annotation, cellular component: ribosome; cytosolic large ribosomal subunit. The transcript has 8 exons. Gene Ontology annotation, molecular function: structural constituent of ribosome; RNA binding. Gene Ontology annotation, biological process: ribosomal large subunit assembly; translation. The record is from RefSeq and is a predicted model, not a curated record. Lineage: Eukaryota; Metazoa; Arthropoda; Insecta; Siphonaptera; Pulicidae. Bases 125 to 1357 code for a protein of 410 amino acids.